AUGAGCGAAAAUGAGAUGACUACUGACGCACCAGCAGAUUAUCAGUCGAUCCUUUUCAUCGAGGAAGGCGACCGUGAUCCACGCACGCGCCGGCUGAUCAAAAGCCAUGUUAUGCUUGGAAAGAAUCGGCGAGCUAAGAAAGCUCAUAAAUCCCGACGCGCCGGUGCAGUGGCCAAAGUAGCUGCACAUGGUAUUCCGCCCAAGAUAAGCUGCAGUGCCCCUUGGGGUGCAUUAACCAAUGAUAGCCACAUCGAUCCCCAAGUCGUGGUCGACGUGAUCCAAUGUGCGUCUUCUGCUGCCACAGCUGAUACCUCAAAGCCCUCGUACUCACGUGGAUGUUUCAUAGGCGCUUCUGCGAUCGGCAAGGCCCGGUAUCUUCUUGGAACCUGCCUCCCUUUCCUACCCCUCGAUCGCAGCUACAUCGAGAGUCUCUGGCAAGAUCCCUCACUUUUCCAGACCGCCGUGAUGAUGGCGGAAACGUACUUCCAGUUCAUGCGAGGCGAAAAGGACCGUUGUCGAAGCUUAAUGCAGGUCUCGAAGACCAUUCAGAUCCUCCGCAAGAAGCUCUCACUGGCGGACGAGUCAGAGCAGAUCUCGAACCAAACUCUCUUCGUUGUUGGCUGCCUCGCGAGCUAUGCGCGUGUGCUUGGCGAUGACGACGCGGUUCGACAGCAUCUCGAAGGGAUCCGUAGGAUAAUUGGCUUGAGGGGUGGCAUGGAAAAGCUUGCCGAGACGAAGCUAUUCGUGGAACUUCUUAGGUGCGACUUGGGAUUGGCGCUGCAUACAGGUACGAAGCCGCUGUUGAUGGGUCGUGAUCAACGCUUCUCGGCACACCCUCUCUACCACGAUACGCUUGUCACAGACACGGAGGCCUUUCUCAAUCUCGACGGUCGGGUAGCUCAGGCAUGGAAGUUGAUGGCGCGCUUCUGCUCUUUGGUCAAUCUCGCUACUGAAGCCCAUGGCCUGAUCCCGUGGGACCUGUUCCUGCAUACGAUAACAUCGGUCAUAUCUCCGCUACAGGGUAUUGGCUUCAUCGCCGAGUCGUUCGACGAAGUAGUUCGUUUGGCUCUCUUGGUGGUCUCUUCUCAUGUCCUCCUGCAGUGGAAUUCGAUCAAAGUGCCAUUUGAUCACUUAAGAACUGCAUACCGGGACGCUAUUCUUCACAGCGGCGCUCUGCACAGUGCCACAUCGCAGACGAGAUCCUGGUUCUUAAUGAUCGGCGCCGUCACGGUAUUCGCAGAGGCAGACAACCACUGGUUGAGACCUAGACUAAAAGCCCAGCUCAAGAAUACAGGAAUCGAGUCAUGGGCCGAGAUGCGAAAGAUCUUGAAUUCAUUCUUGUGGGUUAACGUCCUACUGGAGUCCCCGGGAAGGAAGAUCAUCUGUUCACUACUCGAGGGAGACGACAGCUAG
Molecule: messenger RNA, 1413 nt
Organism: Cyphellophora europaea CBS 101466
Lineage: Eukaryota; Fungi; Ascomycota; Eurotiomycetes; Chaetothyriales; Cyphellophoraceae
Exons: 2
Coding region: 1-1413 (470 amino acids)
Source: RefSeq, a predicted model, not a curated record